GCGCAGGUCCUUCUGCGCAAAGUGUGCGCAGACUUGACGCGCUCAUCUCUCCCUGCGUGUUGAGGAGUGGGACACACGCGCAUACGCACGCGCGCACAUACAACACUGACAGCCAUCCGAAAGCUUUUCUUCCUCUGCAAUGCCGUGACUGACUCGAUCUCAAAUGGCUCUCUACCCGCUUCCAUGAGCAUCUUCCAUGAGGAGCCGUCGCUGCUUCAUCGCUUGAAACCGGCGCUUAUUUUGCAAGUCGACGUCCCACCGGGUGUUUUUGGCCCUCAUCCGCGGUCACGUUUGCGCAUCCUCAUCCUCUUCACGCGCUUCGUGCCCUAUAAGACCCGCAACACAUCCUCCUCGAGUCCCCCCUUAACAAAAACAAAUUCUUACACAGCAAUGUGUCCGUGUGCGACGAUGCUGGCGACCGCUGUCUUUCUCGGAAAUGUAAUGCUACAAUAUGUGUCGUCUCAAAACGCUGGGUUUGUGAAGUCGCCCAUGUCUGAGACAAAGCUCACGGGAGACACCUUUGAGCUGUACUGUGACGUGGUUGGUAACCCCACGCCGGAGAUCCAGUGGUGGUACGCCGAGAUAAACCGCGCCGACUCCUUCAAGCAGCUGUGGGAUGGCGCCCGGAAGCGGCGCGUCUCCAUCAACACGGCCUACGGCAGCAACGGCGUGAGCGUACUGGGUGUCACGCGCGUCACGCUCGAGGACUCCGGAACCUACGAAUGCCGGGCCAGUAACGACCCGCGCCGCAACGACCUGCGCCAAAACCCCGCCAUCGCCUGGAUCCGAGCUCAGGCCACCAUUUCCGUGUUGCAGAAGCCAAAGAUCAAUGCUUCUGAUCAGGAAGUUUUACCGGCUAAAAAGCCACAGGAAGACAAUCCUCCUGUUACCUUACAGUGUAACCUAACCAACGCUCACACCGCCCACCGGGAAAGCUUCUGGAUGAAGAAUGGACAAGAAAUCCCGAAUACAAGAAAAGGACUGAAAAACACAGAGCUUACACUCACCAAACCAAGAGCGGAAGACGCAGGAGAGUAUAUGUGCGUGUAUACUUUUGACAAGGCCCCCAAUGCCAACGCGUCCAUCGAAGUCAAAGCGGCUCCUGAAAUCAUUGGCCACAAGCGAAGCGAGAAUAAAAAAGAAGGAGAAAGCGCUUCCUUGUACUGCAAAUCUGUGGGAUACCCACAUCCCAUCUGGACAUGGCAGAAAAAAGUCAGCCAGGGAUCAUACGUAGACAUUGACAACAGUACUGGACGCUUCUUGAUCGUGAAAGAAGGCAAUUUCACACAACUGAACGUUACAAAUCUUGACAUUAGUACAGACCCUGGCGAGUAUGUCUGCAGCGCCUCAAACGUCAUUGGGACUAAAGAAUCGACGUCUAUUCUGCGGGUGCGUAGUCACCUGGCCCCACUCUGGCCUUUCCUCGGUGUGUUGGCAGAAAUCCUGAUCCUGGUGGUCAUCAUCGUGGUUUACGAGAAACGCAAGAGGCCAGACGAGGUGCCAGACGAUGAUGAACCAGCUGGAUCAAUGAAAACCAAUUCUACUAACAACCACAAAGACAAAAACCUGAGACAACGUAACACCAACUGAACAAAUACAGCAAAUAAUAAUACUGACUGCACAUCUUGACCGUAUGAAGGUAUUCAAGGAGAGCGGAAACUCCUGGCCAUUUCUAAUAAAGCAUAUCCUGCCUCACGGCCAACGAAACAGCAACAGCAUAUCACUGGCAGAAAAGAACAAUAAGGACUGUCUUAAAGCAUGCCUUAUUCAGUCUUAUGGUUUGUGAUGUGAGUAUGUGUGGGCACAAUUGAUCCCCAGUUCAUUCAAAAGGUGUGCACAUUAUUUUUACUCUUCUGUGCUGUUCUUUUCCUUUCAUCAUGUCAUCCUUCUGAGGCGAUCCUUUUGCAUACUUGCAUAUCGUGUCGAAUGCAUGCAGUAACAUAACCUAAUAACACGCCAUUUUUUUCUAUUGUUAUCCCUUUGUGUGGUGUUACUUCAGAGGAUUACCCUAAGUGUGUUUUUUUGUUGUUGUUUGUUUGGGGUUUUUUUUUAUUUUUUUUUUUAUUUAAGAAAUUCAAAGUGAGAUAAAAAGUCAGAUCCACUCAUUGAGUUCUUUGUACAGUUUAUCAUCAGCUCAUGAAAUUAAACAAAGGUGUUCUAUGUAAAGCUGGACUGCAAGAGCCUAGCUGUGACUGGCAGAGCAGUAUUUAAUCACGGAGAACUGUCUAUGUAUUAAAGAAUUUUAAAAGAUCAAUAAAGAUUAAUUAUUUUCUAGAAUUACCUAGAUGUCUUGUACAGGUUGAGCUGUAAGUGUUCGAAUAUUAUAAUAGCAUAUCUGUAAAAAGUGAAGAAGUUUUUUAAUCUUCUAUGUCCUCUGACCUUGUUUCUUUUUAGUCAGAUAUAAAUCUUGUAUAGCAUGGCUAUUAUCCUAUGCAAUAUGUAUUCAAAUAGAAUUAAUGGCAACUGUACACUGGGCCGCGUUUGUGUCGACGAAUUUCAGAGACUAAGCUUUAAUGUUGUGGGAUCAUCGGGAUGCAGGAACAGCAUAAAUGCACUGCUGUAGUUGCAUGACUACUUCUCUUCAAGAAAACGAUGUAUCAGUGUGUUGCGGUACAACUGGACCAAUAAGUAAAGAUGGCAUCUGCUGGAGCUAAAGCCAUUACAAUAAUAUGUGAGACCAACUGUUCUUUUUAAAAUAAAGGCUCGAAAAUAUGAA
This is a messenger RNA of Ictalurus punctatus (channel catfish), 2716 nucleotides long. RefSeq names its product neuroplastin b (gene nptnb). The transcript has 9 exons. Gene Ontology annotation, molecular function: axon guidance receptor activity. Bases 184 to 1590 code for a protein of 468 amino acids. Gene Ontology annotation, cellular component: plasma membrane; axon; neuronal cell body. Gene Ontology annotation, biological process: synapse organization; homophilic cell-cell adhesion. The record is from RefSeq and is a predicted model, not a curated record. Lineage: Eukaryota; Metazoa; Chordata; Actinopteri; Siluriformes; Ictaluridae.